Molecule: messenger RNA, 348 nt
Organism: Protopolystoma xenopodis
Lineage: Eukaryota; Metazoa; Platyhelminthes; Monogenea; Polystomatidea; Polystomatidae
Source: the annotation of a GenBank genome assembly
AUGAUCACCACUAGUACUUACAAAAUACACUGCAGCAACACUACAUACGAACUCCUCGUGAAUACCGGCUGUUUCACCUUUGAGCAACGUGGUACCAUUGCGAUCAAAGGAAAGGGAGAAAUGAAAACUUGGUGGGUCUUGAAUCGAGUACACGACACUCUGCCUCAUGAUUGUUGUCCCCUUCCCGACUUCAAAGCCAGACGGAAGCUGAAGGCAGCACUCGUCAAAGCUUUCCCCGCCACGGAGACGGCCGGGGUCCCGGACAAUGGUGGUGUUAAUGCUUCUAGCGGUGGUAUUAGCAAGGGUGGUAUAAGAAAUGGGGGUGGGCCGGAUACUGGGGCGCCUUGA